This is a messenger RNA of Cryptococcus wingfieldii CBS 7118, 333 nucleotides long. RefSeq lists its product as hypothetical. The record is from RefSeq and is a predicted model, not a curated record. The coding region runs from base 1 to 333 and encodes 110 amino acids. NCBI's taxonomy places the organism in Eukaryota, Fungi, Basidiomycota, Tremellomycetes, Tremellales, Cryptococcaceae. The transcript has a single exon.
AUGGCGGAGACGAGCGCGGGGCUGUUCCUGCGACCUGCUCCCAGUGUCCAGGCUGAUGCAAGCAGUCCCCGCAAGGGGGCGCAGGAAGCGGUGACAAGGAAGAAGACUCACCGUGUUAUGGAUGCUCAGUCACAGCUUCUUGGUCAAGAAGGGGCACAGCACAAUAUCGUGCUGCCAGCUCUCGGCAGAUUCCAGCAUCGCUUCGUCGCUGAUGGCGAGCUGGACAGAGACAUGCUCAAAGUCGAGGAACUGGGGGUAGAAGAGCACGCGCUGAGUGAACGAGUUGACAGGGGUGACGAGCAGGAGUCUUUUGCUGGGCCGGUGUGGUGGUGA